GUCAUCCCCAGCGGAAGAGAAGGAAGAAGCCCCAAGAGAAGAGAUCCAACAUAGAAUGAGUUCCCGGUGUGAAGCGGAGGAGUAGGAGCUACCUGAAUCAAAGCUGCUUCAUGGUCAACUAUUUCACAGCACAGACGGAGAGGCCAAAGAUUGUCCAUUACCUGUUCCUUCCAGAGAAGCUUGGGGUCGGGAGAAAGGAUCCAUAUCGAAUCAAGCGGAAGAGCAGCACAUCGGUUUGGCAUGUCCAAAGCACUGAGAGAAACUGCCCAACAUCUGAGCGGUCACUCUGGAGAAAGAACUUUAAAAACUUUUCCAAGCUUGAGGACCUUAAUCUUGGAAAAGUGUUUCGAAAGAACUUUGACCACAAUUCUCCAUAAACAGAGAUAACCUGGCCCUCUACGUUAGUCUUUGGGCAUUGGACGGAGGCAUCGUUUACUCCUGCGCUCGUACGUUGAGAUCCCACCAUAAGGAUGUCUUCUCUCAGAAGUCCCCGUUCCAUUAUGAAUUCCACUAACUACAGCCUGCCCGUUGGGUCCGACCUGCCAUCCAACCAAACCUUCAGUCCAAUGCACGUGCCGGAAGAAAUCUUCCUGGCCUUGUGUUUGUUCACCCUGGUAGAGAACAUCCUGGUGGUGGUGGCCAUCAUGAAGAACCACAACCUUCACUCCCCAAUGUACUACUUCCUCUGCUGCUUGGCCAUCUCUGACAUGCUGGUCAGCAUUAGCCACCUCGCAGAGUCCAUGUUCAUGUUUCUGCUGAAGCAUGGGAUCAUAGCAGUCAACAGGAAAACAGAAAUGGAAGUAGACAACCUCUUCGACAUGAUGAUCUGCUGCUCCGUGGUGUCCUCGCUGUCAUUUCUUGCAGCCGUCGCUGUGGACCGUUACAUUACAAUCUUCUACGCGCUGCGCUACCACAACAUCAUGACGCACCGCAGAGUGGUAACUGCCAUAGCUGGCAUCUGGCUGGCCAGCACGGUCUGUAGCGUCCUCUUCAUCAUCUAUUCCGAGAAGCGUGAGGUCAUCUUGUGUCUCAUUGGGUUCUUCAUCUCCAUGAUGGUCUUGAUGGUAGCCCUCUAUAUCCACAUGUUUGUUCUGGCCCGGCGUCAUGCCCGUAGCAUCUCCACCCUGCAAAUGGGGAAGAGAAGGAGGGUCAACCUGCAUCAGACCACCGUCAAUAUGAAAGGUGCUAUAACCCUUUCUAUCUUACUGGGCAUCUUCUUCCUCUGCUGGGGCCCCUUCUUCCUCCACCUCAUCCUGAUUUUGUCGUGUCCUAAACACUUUCUCUGCCUCAGUUACUUCAAAUAUUUCAACAUCUACAUUAUCCUCAUCAUCUGUAACUCUGUCAUCGACCCCCUGAUCUACGCCUUUAGGAGUCAGGAACUGAGGAAGACCCUAAAGGAUAUUGCAUUGUGUUCAUGGUGACUGCCCACCUAGAAUGUAAGAUGGUGAGCAGUAGAACUUG
Molecule: messenger RNA, 1461 nt
Organism: Spea bombifrons (plains spadefoot toad)
Lineage: Eukaryota; Metazoa; Chordata; Amphibia; Anura; Pelobatidae
Gene: MC1R
Product: melanocortin 1 receptor
Exons: 2
Coding region: 471-1421 (316 amino acids)
Biological process (GO): G protein-coupled receptor signaling pathway
Cellular component (GO): membrane
Molecular function (GO): melanocyte-stimulating hormone receptor activity
Source: RefSeq, a predicted model, not a curated record